UCAGUCUCUCUCUCUCUCUCUCUCUCCCCAAAACAGAGAGAAAGAAAAGGAAAGAUUAUGGUUUCCCAAGAAGACAUUGACCCACCUCCCUCAGCCCCCAGGAUCUCAUUCUCUGCAGAUUUUCUUGAUGAAAACGACUUCAUAUCCAUUCACCCAGAUGGCCAUUUCCCCGACCAAGAAACCCAAGCCAAAGAAACCCCAACAGUGGACCUUGGAAAGAAACCAAGAAAUGGUGAGUUUGAGUUCUUGGCCGCCAGCAUGAGCACCCACAAGAUGAUGACUGCGGAUGAGCUCUUUUUCGAGGGAAAGCUGCUCCCUUUCUGGCAAAUGCAGCAAUCCGAGAGGCUCAAGAGAAUCACCCUUAAGCCGAAAUCCGGAGACAGUGAAGAAGCCAGAGAUGGAGGUCGAGAUCAAGAACGAGUUCAAGAAGAGGAAAAGAUGAGGAACAGCAAGAACAGUAGUAACAGAGACCAAGAUCAAGAACAGAACAGAGUGAGUUGGCUACUUGACGACGACCCAUCGCCGAGGCCGCCCAAGUGCACUGUCCUUUGGAAGGAGCUCCUGAGGCUGAAGACCAAGAGGGCUUCGUCCUCCCUCUCGCCGUCGCCCUCUUCAUCAUCCACUUCGUCUUCCUCGAGCUCGCUCGGCGACGUGGCUUCCAUGGACGAGAGGAAGGAGGCCAGAGACAGAGACAGGGAGAGCAAUAGCAACUACGUCCAGAGGAUAAGGAAAGGGUUGGAGAGGACGAGAUCGAACAGCAUUAGGAUCAGGCCCAUGGUAAACGUGCCCAUUUGCACGCACGUGAAGAGCGCGAGCGGUGGUGGGUCGUUGCCUCCUCUGUUUCCGCUCAAGAAAGGAAGAGUUUGAGAGAGAGAUGUGGAAGGUGAAGGUGGAAGAUGAAGGGUUCGGAUCAGGGAGAGAUGUGAAGAUUUUUGUCUAUGUUUUCCUUUGUUUCUGUUUUGCUUUCUUUCGUUUUUAUUUUCGGGUCUACUAAUUUCGUUGUUACGGCGGAUCUGCUGAUUUAGAAUGUGCAUAUGCUGACUUUGUAAUUUGUUUUGUGGAAUUAACCAUGACUCAUUACAUUUGGCUUC
Molecule: messenger RNA, 1091 nt
Organism: Syzygium oleosum
Lineage: Eukaryota; Viridiplantae; Streptophyta; Magnoliopsida; Myrtales; Myrtaceae
Exons: 1
Coding region: 58-867 (269 amino acids)
Source: RefSeq, a predicted model, not a curated record